Messenger RNA from Polyodon spathula (Mississippi paddlefish), 8354 nucleotides. RefSeq names its product gamma-interferon-inducible lysosomal thiol reductase-like. Gene Ontology annotation, molecular function: oxidoreductase activity, acting on a sulfur group of donors, disulfide as acceptor. The record is from RefSeq and is a predicted model, not a curated record. Lineage: Eukaryota; Metazoa; Chordata; Actinopteri; Acipenseriformes; Polyodontidae. Gene Ontology annotation, cellular component: lysosome. The transcript has 11 exons. The coding region runs from base 57 to 821 and encodes 254 amino acids.
UGCAGCGCCGGGCAGACUACAACAGGAGUGUUGGGUAGUAGAAAGGAGGUGUCGGGAUGAAGUGUGUUUUGUUUGUGUCGGUUCUGGCUCUUUGGGCGGCGAAGGAGAGCGUCUGUAAGCCAGCCUGCAGGUACCCUCCGUCCCAGUGGUGCAGCUCGUACGAGAUAGCCGUCUCCUGCCAGGUUGAACAGCAAUGUGUUGAGUUCAACAGGAGCCAGAGUGAGGCUCCAGUGCAGAUCAGCCUGUACUACGAGAGUCUGUGUCCUGGCUGCAGAGGCUUCCUUGUCAUGCAGCUGUUUCCCACAUGGCUUUUGCUGAUGGACAUCAUGAACGUUACACUGGUGCCCUAUGGGAAUGCACAGGAGAAGUUUGAUGGUAAGCAGUGGCAGUUUAUGUGCCAGCACGGUGAAGAGGAGUGUCUUGGGAACAUGAUUGAGGCAUGCAUAAUGGGCACUCUGGGUGAUAUUGAGAAAUACUUCCCAGUCAUCUUCUGCAUGGAAUCCUCUCAAGAUGUCAUCCACUCAGGAGAAGCUUGCCUGAAACUGUAUGAACCCACCGUGCAGUGGGAGUCCAUUAUGACAUGCACUAAAGGAGACCAGGGAAACAAACUGAUGCACGCCAACGCACAGCUGACUGACGCUCUGAAACCACCCCACCAGUAUGUGCCCUGGGUGACUGUCAAUGGGGAGCACACAGAUGCAAUUCAGGAUAAAGCCAUGAGUUCUCUCUUCAGUCUAGUCUGCAGUACAUACAAGGGUAAGAAGCCUGCAGCAUGUACAGGAGCAAUGAAGACUAAGCCCACUAACUACUGUAUGAAUUAAGAGCUGCCUAGCACAGGGAAAUAGGAUUGUUUUUAAACUGCUGAUUUUUGUAAUUAAUAAUUACAUUUGCACAACUUUAAAGAGGGGACAUUGUUCAGUACAAAGUACCCAAAGGUGCAUUUUCUGAAACCAUGAUUCUUUUGAUUUUCCGAAAUAUUUCUUUACUAUGGAUCUGUAAAUGGGCUACUUCUUGUUUCCGAAGGCUUCAAAAAUAUAAUACGAGUAUAGUAUAGUGUGUGUGUGUUGUUUAAAUUUAUACAUUUUUACUUUGAUAGAAGUAAAACCAGUUUACUUCCUGUGUUACACAUAAUAGGACCCAUUGUUUCCUGUGUACAGUAAGUGUAAGGUGCAGGUGGAGUCCUAUUUCAUGUAACACAGAAAGGAAGUUUGAGUUUCACCUCCAAAAACAUCAACCGCAAAAUAUUAAGGUCUUGUGCUAAUGUUCUGUUAAGUACAUGUUUCGAAUCUACAGUUUUUCUUAAUUAAAUAUGGCUCUGCAGUUUAAGAAUCUCCUACUAGGAACUGCCUUGAAUUGUAGUAUUAGUGUAUAUUUUUGUAUUUACGAACACUACCACAGGUUUUUAUCAACUUGCUCAGGACGUGAAUUUAUGGUGUGGUGGUAGAAUAAGUGACUCUCCACAGACAACAAUCAAACUGGAAACUAAUGUUUCAGAAUGUUUUUUUUUUUUUUUUUGUAGUAGUACUCUUGCAAUAUACUAAUAAAUGAUUUUUUGUAUGAUUUUAGAUGGUGUGAAUUUAUUUUAAGAUGGGAGUCAAUCAUCUUCAUUAUGGUGCAUUUACGUCAGUACUUAAUCAUAAAGGGAAGCAGCUAGCUUAUAAAUGACAUGACCUGGAAGUGUAACACUAACUGAAAGCACGUUUUAAAAUAAUACUGUGCUUAUUAGAACGUGUUAUUUUCCAAACUGGAUGUACAAGACCUGUAUAUAAUGAAUGGAAGUGCACAAUAGGUAAGAUUUAUGGAAUAUUUGUUUUCAUGCUUAUCAAAUAGUUCAUUGCUAAUUCUUAUUCUGUACAUAUUGUUGAUGUAGGUCAUUGGUACCUGAUACAGUAGCUCUUCUUCUGAAUUGACUGUGGUGGCGAGGAUGUGUUUCUGACGUACUUGUUUUGUUAGCGACAAUCCCUUUAGUGUGUGUGCUAUGUAGAGGUUGAGAAUCAGGACUCUGCUCCAGUGUGAAUGCUGUGUAGAGGUUGAGAAUCAGGACUCUGCUCCAGUGUGAAUGCUGUGUAGAGGUUGAGAAUCGGGACUCUGCUCCAGUGUGAAUGCUGUGUAGAGGUUGAGAAUCGGGACUCUGCUCCAGUGUGAAUGUUGUGUAGAGGUUGAGAAUCGGGACUCUGCUCCAGUGUGAAUGUUGUGUAGAGGUUGAGAAUCGGGACUCUGCUCCAGUGUGAAUGCUGUGUAGAGGUUGAGAAUCGGGACUCUGCUCCAGUGUGAAUGCUGUGUAGAGGUUGAGAAUCGGGACUCUGCUCCAGUGUGAAUGCAAGGCUGGUCUGAAAAGCUGCUGCUUGAUCCUGUUUACCCAGAAUGCUUUACUGUAAUGAAGCAACAGAAUACAGACCGCCAACACCAUAAAAAGUAAGGGAAAUAGUAAAAAAAACAAUUAAAUGACGUUCACAGCUGCUUACUCUUUAUUGUGAAUAGGACCCACAUUUUCAACUGCAUAAGGAUUUUCAUCACAGAUAAAACUUAGCUUGGGCAAAGCUAUAACAGAGACAUUUAUUACCAUUUAGAUAAAAAUUGUACAGUGAUUGACGUAGAUUCAAAGUUUGGAUCCCUCAGAAUAUCAUUGUAUUUAUUUUUUGUUUAGUACAGAGCUCAUUAAAGACAGAGGUGUGAGAGAGACAGGCAGGCAGACGGACACACACACACACACACUCCCUGAGGGAACACAAAGUCAUUUUGUGGCUUGAGACCACUGUAUGGCACACCAGGGGAGUUUCCCUCCCGGUCUCCCAGAAUAAGAUUUCAAGCCAAAAGCUGGAAAUGGCAUUGUGUUGUGUUCUCUCAGUUAAUAGUGGUAAAACGAAAUCAAACAAGUAGCAAAUAGAAAGAUAAAACAUAAAAGAAUGUGGUUAAUUCUAACCCAGAAAUAAUAUUGUAUUGGAGUUCAGCUACACAGUACACCUAAACUACAUUGACGACAGUGCAACGCAUUGAAAAAGGAUGUUCGGCGAUACUUUGAGUGUGUUCUCGUAUCCCAAAGCAAGCUGUGCUUGCUGCACGUGGCUGCUCGCCGUUUGACGUCACGUUGCUACUAGUAACGCCUUCUCCAAACCUUUGGGAAAAUUCCAGCAACAUCACCUAUUUAUACUAUAGUUGCAUAAUGAUUCUAUUUGUUGUAUCUUAUAAUGAUGUAUAUAAUGAAAUGGGGGCUGCAUUCCUUUGCAGUCCAUUAUAACUUAGUUUAAAGUUUUAAACGUCCUAUAGUUAGUGUCUGGACCAUACAGUCAGUUUGAUGACUUGUUGAACAUUAGCUUUAUUGUAAAGUAUACAUUACUUACCAUGGAUUAGUACAUUAUGUUUAAUUAUUAAUUACCAUUUUAUAUUGAUUAAUUCAUUUAUUUAUUUAUGUGAGUAACACUUAAAUAAGUCUGUAAUUCAUAAUGAAUUAUGUAUGAACUCAUUUAUCAGCAUGAUAAAAUAGGAAUUCAUGGGGUGGGGAGCACACACAUUUGUCUCCAAAUCAAAGGAGAGAUCUUAAAAUCUAAUCAGCAAAUCUACCUGUGUCAAUGCCAGGACGGGCAGAGAUAUUGACCUGAUUAGCACAAAGGGAAACACUCGCCUAUUUGGAGACACCACACAGACGAACAGUUACGAUAGUGUGGUAAAUAAGAGCAGGAAACAGUUACUGCAUCUCUGUAAAGGGCUGAGUCUGUACAUGGUCAACAACAGGACCAGGGGGGACUCGCAGGUGAGAGCUCUAGGUAGUAGUGUGGUAGAUUAUACCAUAACUGACAUAGACACAAAAAAUAUUAAUGCAUUUAUAGUGAGGCAACAGACUCCCUUGUCAGACCACAGUCACAUAACCCUAUACUUAAAAAGGUCAGAGCAGCCCACCACAGACCACAACUCUCCAGAAAAACUGGUCACCCUGCGACCCGGGUACAAAUGGACACAGUCAAGCACUGCAGACUACCAGAGAGCACUAACCAGAGACGAGGUGGAAGUAUGCUAACCUGCUUCCAAAAAAAACAAAAACAAAAAAAACAAGUAAAUUUAGCUGUUGAAAAUUUUAAUAGUAUUUUUGAGAAAUUGUCAAAAAAAUUUAAUCUAUGCAAAAUACUAAUGAAAAAAAAAUUCAAAAAAACCCUCUGAAAGACAAAUGGUUUGACAGCUCAGCAAGGAAACACCUGAGACGGAUGUCAAACCAAAAACACAGGGACCCCACCAGCUGGAGCCAUGCUUCAAUGACUGCACUGCACUGAAGCAGCACAAACCCCUCCUAGACAAGAAAAAACAAGACUGCAUGAACACAACCUGAGCAAUGAAACAAUCAGAACUCCUUUUGGGAAUUAUGGGAAAAAAUGAACACAAAGAUUUGGCAAUCCAAAAUGGCAAUAUAUGGAAAAACGAUUUUGAAAAUCUUUACCAAAAAAAAAAAACAAAAAAAAACAAACAAAUUUCAAUCCUAAAAAAAAAAAAACUAGAACAAACGAUAAAAGACAAUCAGAGCCCAUUAGACUCACCAGUAACUAUGCAGGAACUAAAGAAGAAACUCCACACCCUCAAACCUGGGAAAGCCUGUGGCACAGAUAACAUCAGCAAUGAGAUGCUGAAACAAAGGAACCGUACAAUGCAGGAGGCACUGCUUCAACUUUUUAAUUUAGUACUGGGAGCUGGGUGUGUUCCUGAAAUCUGGAAUCAAGAACUAAUUACCCCUAUCUGUAUAAAAGUGGAGACAAAUUGGACCCCAACCGCGGCAUCUGCGUGAGCAGUAACCUGGGGAAGGUGUUCUGCAGUAUCAUUAACGCCCAGAUACUGGCCUUCCUUACCGAACACAAUGUCUUGAGUAAGAGUCAGAUUGGAUUCCUCCCAAACCACCGCACUUCUGAUGAUAUUUACACCAUGCACACACUAACAAAUAAACAAGUCCAUCAAAAAAAAAAAAAAAAAAAAGGCUUGUUUUGUUAAUUUUAAAAAAGCAUUUGAUUCAAUCUGGCAUGAAGGACUUUUCCUUAAACUCCUCCAAAGUGGUGUAGGGAUAAAGUAUAUGACAUCAUAAAUUCAAUUACCGUAUCUUGUACAACAAAUACACUGAAAAUUGAAGUAGAAUUCACAAAUAAACUGAAAUGCUAUCGGGCUGUAAAAAUUGGAUUAGAUUAUUUGAAUGAUGGAGAGAAUUUUUAUUUUGUUUGCUUGACCAAAGAGAUAUUUAUGUUUUGAAUGAAUUAUUAUGAAAGCAUUACAUGCUUAUGUUGAAUGUAUUUGCAGUUUUGAAUAAAUAAGCACAUUUUGCAAAUGCAUUUGCUGUUUUGCAUCCUGUCAAAUAUUUCAAAAAGCAGCACUAUAGUUUCAAAAAAUGCUUUCAAACAGUUGAGAAAUACUGUAAAGUACAGACUCAGUGACCACAGCCUGGCCAUUGAAAAGGGCACAUAUAAAAAAUCCUGGGUUAGCAGAGAGGAACGGUUGUGCCGUCAUUGUGAACUAGUGGAGAUUGAUACACAGAUGCACUUCGUGUUGUCGUGCUCAAAAUAUAUAGAAAUACGGGGAAAAUAUACUCCUAAAUUUGAGAGCCAAGCACCAAAAUUUAAACUUCUCUCAGACAGCAUUAAAGUCCCCAUCCUACUGGGAGAGGAGGAGCGGACUGCAAAUCGAGCAGGCUACUGUGUACCUGCCUGCAACAGGUUAAGAGACAGUGUGUGCGUUCAGGGAGAGCAUGAUCUACGCAAACCUGUCCAACAUUGCCAACUGCCUCAAACAACGUCACCGGGUCACGCAGUUGCAGACUUCAGAAAGAACCUGUUAAUUUGAAUUACGAUUGGCAGGAUCGGUUCUUUCAUUCACAGCAGCAGCCAAGCCUCCCGCAGAUGUUUUUCAAAGAUCUGCACAGAUUUGAGGGUGGAGCUUCGUGGCGUCGCGUAGCAGCCCUCCCAGAACGGGAUUCUGUGCAGAACUGCGGAAAUCUGUGCUGCAAGAACGCACCCUGCGUGUCACUUACGCACAUGUCCAUUGGGUGCUUCUGCUGCCAGUACCCGUGCACCUGUCACUGUGCACCCGUGUUUAUUGGAAACCAGAACACGUGAGCGGUGCCUGAAAGCAAACUACAGCUUGUUAGAAAUGAUUGCCGUCACAGAAUGAAUGGAAACUGUAUUCUGUGAUAAAGACGUACAGAGAAAGCAUGCCUCUAAUUAUGAAACGAGCUAGUUUUAAUCAGUACUUGGAAAGUAAGCUAAGUUCUAGAAACUGCUAAGUUCUAUUCGGACUGUUAAAUUGAUACCGGAAUAUCGUUUGUGUCGUUUUCCAGCUGGUUGGAUGUUGUAUAUUAGACAUAGUGUGUGCGUAGUGAUUGUUCGAUUAGCAUGUUAUAGAUUUUAACGAGUGCGUAUUUACACCCCGACGUAGGCCACUUUGGAAAUUAGGAAGAGUAAAUGCAACCUUUACUCUGAAUUAUUUACAAGAAUACGUGAGACGAGUUUGGAUGUAUAGUGAAUAUAUGUAAUAUAUAUAUAUAUUUGUUUUAACUGCGCGUGUGAAUCAUGCUCCCCCAGCGGGGUAGAGAGUUCCUGGUACGGCUGUCUGGAUAUUGGAAGCCGCUUUUCAAUGGUAGGUUUCUCCUCGUCACCAACACGGUGAGCUGCGGUUCAAUGCUGGCCGUGGGAGACACGAUUCAGCAGGCACGGGAGAGCAGGAAGAAUCCGGGCACGAAGUGGGACUGGACCAGGACGGGGCGCAUGCUUGCUAUAGGAUGUUCCAUGGGGCCUUUCAUGCACUACUGGUACAUGUGGCUGGACAGAGUGUAUGUGGGGAGGGCUCUGAAGACGGCCACUAAGAAGGUGCUUAUCUAUCAGCUUGUUGCCUCUCCUACCCUGGGCGGAUGGUACUUUGUGGGAAUGGGAGUUUUGGAAGGACAUACUAUGAAGUAAGGCUGGGAGGAAUUUAUGAGCAAGUUUUGGGAAUUUUAUAAGGCUGACUGGUGUGUGUGGCCUCCUGCGCAGAUGAUUAAUUUCUAUUUCCUACCUGCCAACCUCCGUGUGAUCUACGUGAAUGUGAUCACAUUGGGAUGGGACACCUACCUCUCCUACCUCAAACACAGAAAGGAUGGAAAGACAGAAGCUCUUCCUACUGACUCCAGCAGUAACCCUGGAGACCAGGAGUCAGACACCUCUGUGUCGAAGUGCUUAGAAGAGACACAGUAGUGAUCUCAGAAUCUGAAGGCACUGCUUUGGCGCCAAACAUGUGUAGUGUAGUGUAGUGAACAUGUGCCAUUUCCUUCUUGUUUAAUAUCAUAAUACAUGUGCUCAGUAGCACUCCAUACUGUUGUCUCUGCAUAGAUCAUUGUUUUCAAUACUCAACUAUUCCAACACUCCAGACUACUAAAAGUUUUCUGGGGAAGCACACUACUGUUGCGAUGUGCAGUGAAGCCCAUUGGUGACUUGUUGUGCACUGAAUCCUGUGCUACACGAAUGUGCUUCCCUUGAGAAAAGAGCACUGAAACUAAUGAUCUAGACACACCGGACACAUACUGGGUAAGAAAUGAAGUGAUAGGAAAGGUAGAUGAUUGGAAGUGUGCCUUUAACGUGUUUGUUUCUUUUUAAGUGCAUGGUUUUGAAAAGGGAUGGGAAAUGUACUUUGCCUCAGGAAUUCACAUUCUUUUGUUUCUGCUAUACUGAGCAGUUUCAAGUCACUGAAGCAGUGAGAGUGUUCAAGCAAGCAGUAACAGAAUGAUAUGGUGAUUAGAACACACAUUGUGGUAUUCCAGCUUGUCUGUGUUCACUGAAGGGUAUCUCAUUAAAGUGCUUGUAGCUAAGUGAAUAAUUCCAUACGUGCCACUCAUUUCAAAGAGUACCUGCAUUGCUGCAGGAGGGAGCGUGAAUUGGAUCCACUUCGAUGUUUAGAAGAACUUUUUCCAACUGUAUCCACCCAUUCCCACAGUAAUACCACUGUUUCACUUCAUCAGCUGUGUGUCUGAACUAAUUUUUAGUGUCCGUUCCAAAUAUGGUGAUGUGUUUCUCAUGCAAGAAUAAUCAAUCAACACUGCUAAAAUGUAACAUUCUGCCAUUGCAAUUAUGUUUUCUUACUAAAAAGAAAAAUGAAUGAUUAUAGUUUUAAGGAAUGUAGGAACGUCAUGGGAAAGGUUUUAUGAUUACUGAUGGAGCUUGCUCUCCCUACAUUUUUUAUGGGGCUCUGGCUUCAAACUCAUGCUUUGUGUAACAGUAAAUGAUUAACACUGGUGACUCGCUAUAUUUCGUGAUGUUGGCACCAUUAUAUUUUUUUAUGUACAUUUUCAAAUUAGAGCUCUAGAAAAUUAUUUAAUUAAAAAAAUAACAUUGGUAUUAAAGAUUCUUUUCUGUUUA